Messenger RNA from Bombus terrestris (buff-tailed bumblebee), 2796 nucleotides. Its product is annotated as condensin complex subunit 2. Gene Ontology annotation, molecular function: chromatin binding. Lineage: Eukaryota; Metazoa; Arthropoda; Insecta; Hymenoptera; Apidae. The transcript has 2 exons. Gene Ontology annotation, cellular component: condensin complex. Gene Ontology annotation, biological process: mitotic chromosome condensation. The coding region runs from base 547 to 2640 and encodes 697 amino acids. The record is from RefSeq and is a predicted model, not a curated record.
UCGGUUAUUCGGCACUCUACAAACAAUUACUUCAUGAUAAAAUCUCUUGAAUUUGAUAUCCGUGGUUUUAUGAUCGCUAUUUUUGUAGUUAUUUCGCGCCAAUUUUUUUAGAAUUUUCGGGAAAUAACAGCUCAAUGUAUUUUUGUGAUAUAUUAUAUUUUGUAUACGUAUAUUGUAUUUGAAUGAUACACAUAGAAAUAUUGUGUUUUUCAGAUAUAUUAUGAAGUAUGACCUCAUUUCAUGUAACUAUUAGCAUCAAUUUGAAGAAAGUAGAGCGUUGAUGUUAUACAUAUGUUGAACGUAAUUGUAUUACUAAUUAAGUUUUUCAAACGUAAUUGAACAUUAUAUAGAAAAGAGAAUAAAAUAAAACGUUAUUAAUUUGUGUGAUGGUCUUUAUCAAGCUGUUUAGUUUAUAAUUUUCAAAAUACAUGUUUAUUUAAACAUGUCUAAAUUUCAUUAUUAUUCAAUGUAUAAUCAUGAAGGAAAAAUGUUAUUGACAAUAUACAUAUUUCUACUUUUAUAAUCAUUGUAGAAUGUCACAGGAAUAUGGAUAAAGAAGUUCAGCUUAAUAUUCAUAAAAUUCCAAGCGGCAAGAUGACAGCUUGUAAGGGUAUAAAUAUAUUAAUGGAUUCUAUUAUACAUUCCUCUCCAUCUUCUUCUUCUCCAUUGCGACGGAAGUCUGUAAUUCCUCAAAAAAUAAACAGUUUUGCUUUAUCAGAAAAUGAUGAUGAAGCAGAACGUUUGGCUCGUCGCCGAGAAAUUACUGAUACUGCAUCAUCAAUUUCUACAAGUUUAAAUGAUAGAAGACGUUCUUUGGGACUUGGUUUUCUAGUGAAUAUGCCAGCUUCUCAAAUGGCAGAACGCAUAUCACAAUGUAUAAAACUUGGUACAGAGAAUAAAAUUAACUCCAAAAAUGCAUUUAGCUUAGAAAUGAUUGAUUUUAUGACAUAUAUGAUUAAGAAAAAAGAUGCCAACAUGUCUAAUUUGCAAGUAGCUAGUACAUCUUUGGAUGUAAGUACUAAAAUCUAUGGAUAUCGUGUUGAUGGUGUACAUAUGGAUAUACUCAAAAUGAUUGGUGGACUGGAAAAACAAGACAAAGACAGUAAAAACCAAAAUAAUAUGGAAGAAAUGGAUUGUCAAGAAGCAACAGAGAACAGCCAAGAUAAACGAAAGCAAGAAAAAAGAAAGAAGAAAAAAAAUAAACAAACAAUAUUUGCCACUGUUGAAGCUUUAAAAAUGAAUGUUGAAACUGAGAAACCUUCUUUAAUAACUAUGGAAGCAGAUUUACAAACCACAGAUAUGUUGUAUCAAGUGAUGUUGCCAAACCAUGCAAAUUCCAAAUUUUAUCUACAUCCUUAUAAUGAUAUUUUAAUAGAUACAGUAAAUAGCAAAGACUUGCAACAUAAAUAUACAGGGUGUGAUAUUCCAGAAAUAAGAGAUUUUUCAAACAUGCAAAUUGGUGCUCCUUUAUUCUAUUUUGAUUUUCUUAGUUGGACGAUAGAUGAACCAAAUGAGGUAAUUCCAGAAGAAAAUAAUGGGAGCAAAUUUCAAUUUGAUCUUGAUGAAAACUCAGUACAUGACAAUGAACAUGUAUCUACUGGUAUGAAUUAUUUUGAUAUUGAAGUGACAGAAGAAGAAAAUGUAGAUAGAUGUGCUAUUAUACCUAAUCAGGUAGAAAAUAUUGUGGAUUUUUGUAAAGUUUUAACUAAUACGGUAUCAUCAAAAGUUUCAGAAUAUUCCUUUAUUCAAAAGAGCUUAAAUAUACAUUGGGCUGGCCCAUCUCACUGGAAAGCAACUAAUUUUAAAAAAACUUUAUUUAGUAAUAAUUUUGAGAAUCAACUAUGUCGUCAAGCACAAGCAAAGAAGAAAAAUAAGGAAAUGGAGUUGUGUUAUGAUGAUAAAACGAUUGAAAACAUGAAUAUUAAAUUUUUACCAAGUCAGUUAACUAAACUGCAUACUAGAACUGUUAAAAUAGAAUGGAAUGAAGAAAUAUUAACAUUACCUCCAGAUAAACAUUAUGAUAUUAUACAAGCUAGUAAAUUAUAUCUUCAUACAACAACACUUAAAAAUUCAAGAAAUGCAAAUAAUAUAAAUGUUACUACUUUAUCUGAUAACAUAGAAAAUUAUAAUUAUAUAAAUGCAAAUGAUAUAUCAAGCCAUUGUUCUAACAAUCACAAUGAGGAAUAUGAACAAAAUGAAGAAAAUGAUGCAGUUGAUAAUGAUAUACAAUAUGAAAAUGAGGGUAUAUUUGGAAUACAAAUGCCUUUUACUGGAGACAAUCUAGUUGCUAUACCAAAACUCACAAAUAAGUUGUCUAUUGCUUAUUGUGUACGUCCCAAAAAAGUUGACAUGAGACAAUUAAAAUAUUCUAUUUGGAAAUGUUUAAAAGAUAAUACAGAAAAGGAUGUACAAGAAACAGAGAGUAGAAAAACAAUGCAACAAGAUAGAGGUAACAAAAUGAAUAGUAGUAAAUAUUUUAGUGAUAUUUAUAAAGUAUUGCCAGGUAUAUUAACUAAAACUAAUAUUGAAGCUUUAAGCUUUCCAAUUUCGUUUGUGUCUUUAUUGCAUUUAGCAAAUGAAAAAACGUUAAAAAUAAAUUCUUCAUAUGACAUGACAGAUCUUAUUAUAGAGCAAGGAUAAAUAUAUUUAUAUAAAACUAACAAAAAUUAUAAUAUUUAUAAUUACGAGAUUAUAAAAAAUUAUAUAAAAUAAGAAUUGAAUAUGAAUUGAGAAGAUUAUGUAAUUAACAAUUAAACAACAUUUUGCUUUGAAUAAAAUAGAUAUGUGUGUGAUAAA